AUAUAGUCUGUGCGCAAUGCUUGUUGUCUUGUCUGCUUGCUUGUGUCUUUAUUUAGAUCGAUGGUACAAUGGUGAUUGCUGUGUGAUAUCCUUGUGAUUGAUUUCUAGUGUUCUCAGCAAUUGCAUUGUAUUUAUAUUGAUAAACUAUCAAAUAAAUUAAAAGACAAAAUGGGUAACGAAAACUCAAUCCCUAUGGAACUCUGUUCAAACUCGCGUGUUAACUGCAUUGAUUUUAAGGUGGAGAACUUCGACGCGGACGAGAUCCGCCGCCUGGGCAAACGAUUCCGCAAGCUGGACCUGGACAACUCCGGCGCGCUGUCCAUCGACGAGUUCAUGUCCUUGCCCGAGCUCCAGCAGAACCCGCUCGUCCAGCGCGUCAUCGAUAUAUUCGAUGCUGAUGGCAAUGGAGAGGUGGACUUCAAGGAAUUCAUUCAGGGCGUGUCGCAGUUCAGCGUGAAGGGCGACAAGUUGUCCAAACUGCGGUUCGCGUUUCGCAUCUACGACAUGGACAAUGACGGUUUCAUCUCCAACGGGGAGCUCUUCCAGGUUCUUAAAAUGAUGGUGGGUAACAACUUAAAAGACACACAGCUUCAACAGAUCGUGGAUAAGACGAUCUUGUUUGCGGACAAAGACGAGGACGGCAAGAUAUCCUUCGAGGAGUUCUGCAAUGUGGUUGGCAACACUGACAUCCACAAAAAGAUGGUGGUGGACGUGUAGAGCGCCCUCUCUCUCCCCCGCCGUCUCUUUCGCUCUAGCUAGAACACUAUUCAAAUUGUGUCGGUUAUCCGUCGGGCGCUCAGCUUUUAUUUGAUUCGGUUGGAUGCGGUUGUAUAGAGAUCGACUAUUGGAUGGCGUGUUCAAUAUUGUGGAUGAUAGACGAAGGCGAUAGAAGUAGGUAUGUGUUUACAUUCCCGUUACAGUUUUCUUAUAAGAAAUCGAUAUCAAACCAUUUUGACACUUACGCCUUUAAUCGUAAUCUCUAUUAUUUUAGUAAACUUCUAUUCGUUUUGUUGAAAAAAAAAGCUAAAAGUAGUACUUAAUUUUAAUGCUAAAUUUCAACUAAAUAUACUCGUACCUACUUAUAGUAUUUCAUAAUAUGGAACUCGCUUCUUCAAUAGCAUUUAAUAUCACAUCUCAAUGCGAAAACUGACACGAGUUUUCGUAAAUAACCGCCCGUAAGUUUGUUUCGCGUCGUGCCUUUUGAAGUGCCAACAACAGGCGAACAUAGCCGUACGAACAAAAUGUCGGCUUGACUCAUUCGAGUCACGUAUAGUCUUAUUUGUUUGCAUUAACAUGAGCUCGUAAUAUUCUAAGUUGUAUCGACGAAAGAUUUAAGCUUUUAAAUAAUCUCAAUAAUUUAGUGCCAUAACAGUAGUUGUGAUAUUUACCCCUUUUUUUUUUCGAUGAAAAUAAUAAUGUCGCAGUAUUCGUAAAUCUUUUAUCCACCCUCGAAUAUUCUCGAGAUCGUUGUAUUUGUUACACAUUCUUUAAAUGAAUAAUUUUUGGAAGAUUGAGAAAGAUGAAUUAAAAAAAAAUACUUUUCUUCAUGAAUUAAUUAAAACCAUGUUUAAUAAAGCAGUAUUGAAUGGUCUCCAUUAAAGGCCACACCUUUAAAGUUCAGUCGAAAGAAAUGGUAGCACGAAUUUGGUCUGGUCUGAGCGCCCGGCGGGCCCGGCCGCUAUCUAUCGUAACUCGUUAACAUAUUAUAUAAACUCUUCUUAUAGUAUACAUUUACAUAUUAUAUCGUAGUUAUACAUUAUUAGAAAACUUUUAUCGUAGCCAAAUCAAGUGUAGAGUUUUAUUUUAUUUUUAUUAUUAUUUUGUUGCGGUAAUUUUUAGUCCAUAUUGUUAUUUAGUAUUUUAUUUAUACACGUUUAGUUUUAAUCCGUCAGUGGGCUGGUGCGGACGUGUGAUGCCGCCUCUUUAGAAUUUUAUUUAAAAUAUUUAAGUACCAAGUUUUAAUAUUUUUCUGUAUCUUAUAUAAAAAUUUGUCUGGCAUGCAAUAGGAAGGCAGGCCGUGUCCUCUGAUGCCAGAAAGAUGGAAAAAUAAUAAUAUUUCUUUAAAUACCUUGGGACCCGGUGCAUGGCUAGUCAACUUAGCUUCGUAUUUCGAUUGAUUUAUUAAAGCUCAGUCAAAAUAACUUAAGAAGCGCUGGUCGCUAAAGACAAGAGAUAGAAGAGAGAAUUAUGUGGUUUAUAUUUGAUUCGCUAUUUCUGUCGGCAUUAAGACGUUUUUUUAAAUGUAUUUCUGAAAAAAAAAAUUGUUAAUUUUAGUGAUAUUUUCGAGGUGGCAUCGCCUUCCGCUGUCCUUGUUCCACGCUGGCUGUGACCAGUGACGUCACCAGCGCUACGUCGCUGUGACGUCACCGAUUACGCCAGCCAACCUUCGCGCUUGUAUUUGUCAAACUAACAAUGUAAAAACUAAAAAUGUAAUUAGUCCAGUAAUGCUUUGUUUUGAGGCUGGGAUUAGUCUGAUGGGUGUUUCGCACGAAAUACUUAAUUUUUUAUUGUCAGUAUUUUCUUCACUUAUAAAAGACCCUUCACGAUACCUUUUGCGUUUAACGUCCACAAAUGCGAAAUAUUCCGCUUAGACUCGUCCUCAGUCCGUCGCACACUAUUUUUGAGAAGUGACAGUAGCGUGCAUCGUCCUCUGCAAAUAAAAAUGUAUUAAAAGUUCUAUUUUUCCCCUGGGUGAUGGAAUCAUCAGAUAAUAUCCGGCAUAUCUUAAUAUGAAAAGCUUUUUGUAAUAAUUACCAACUAAUAUCAUUAUAAGAAAUAUCGACCGUUCCAAAUAUUUGUAAGUCUCGGUUUAGAUUUUCAGUAAUGAAAUUAAUUGCCUAAAGCCAUACUAAUAUUACGACCUGUUGUUUCCAUCAACCACGACUGACACUUCCUCUCCCGGCCACCCAUCCUGACACCAUCCCUUCCCCCAGGUGCUGACCGCUGUCAAGUGACCGGCCCACUCCACCCCUCGUUAGAUAGUCCAGACUAUUGUACAAAUAUACGUUAACCUAAGUCACUCGGUGUUGUUUUGUGUAAAAUACUUAUCGUUUUAAUUGUAUCAAAUGUUUUAACUAUUGGAAGGAAGCGGGCGCGCCGUCUGAACGGCAGUGUUAUAUCAUUAGGGACACGAAUCUUCCGAUUAGUUGAUGUAGUUUUUCUGUAUAGAGUUUUAUAAUUUAUGAAUAUUUUCUUCGUCUGUGUCGUGUUUAGGUAGAGGUGCUUCCCGAUCGCCAUCGCCGGCCGUCGAUCGAAAUUAUCUCAAGUAACUACUUUAAAACUUUCGCGUUGCAUAAUUAUAUACUAAAGAACAGGUAUUAAACGGGCACAUACCUUUUUUAUUUCCCAGACGUUUCGGAUUUUCUUAGUAACAAGGUCCGUGGUCACUGGGCAACUGACUCAGCAAGCUACGGCGGCGACGUCUGUCCGGUAGAAUCUUCUUCUACCGCCAUAUUCUUUCUCCGCCAAGUACCGUCACAAUACAUACGGAAUAAGGUCACUGAGUGUGUAUAUGUGACGGUACUGGGCGGAGAAACAAUAUGGCGGUAGAUUGCUGAAUGAGUCGCCCGGUGACCACGGACUACGAAAUAAAAAAGUACGUCUAGGAAAUAAAAAAGGUAUGUGCGCGUUUAGUACCUGUUCUUUAAUAGGUAUAUAAUUUCCUCAAGUUUUAAAAAUUACAUGUAAAACAUCGAGCAAGAGGUAUUAGGUUCUUAAUAUGACAUUGAUAGAUGAAAUCUUUAAAACGGAAUAUUUACGAUAGGAUUGCGGGCGAUGGCGAGUGGCCGCAGUGCCGUUAGACCGAUCGUUCAUGAAGUUACGGCGCACCUCACGAUACUUCGGUAGAAGCACGAGAGUUGAUGGAUCUAGUCACAGCUGUUGUGAAUGCAAUACGCGAUGUGUGCGCCUCGCCGCGGCCCGCCGCUCCCGGGUGGCUUCGCGAGAUUCCCUACCAAUUACGUUUAUUUUUUGAAGGUCUGAGGUCCUGCUAUCCUAUAUAUGCAAAGAGAGAUAACAGUGACGCUUGCUAUUUGUCAGUAUGCAUACAGAAGACGAUGCGUGAUAACUUUGUCAACGCAUGACUAGGAAUUUACACCACUUAUCUCAGUUGUUCUUUGUAAUACGUAACGUAAUUGGGGAAAGAAGGGAAAUCUAGAAUGGUACGAGUGAUGCGACGAGAGAAUUAAAACCUAAUAUAUAAGAAAAUAUUGUCUAAAUUCCCUAAAAUUCUGUCGUCGUUUUACUAAAAUGGGAAGCCAUUUUGAAGCGAGGCUGUCGGCCCCGGCUUUCGCCACGACACGCUACGCUGGGUAUCGUUCACAGCUUUAACUAAAUGAAUGUUAAUUAUAGCAAUAUGCAAUUUUAAAGCCUUACUUCGGGAGACACCGUCUUCCCGCGUACUCUAAGAAGACACUAUUAUAUCGGAUUUUUAUAUACUUCUUCAUUUGUUGAGUGCAAUGUUAUGUAUGUGUGUUAGACUAAGAUAGAUACACAUUUUUUUUCUAAGCAUUCUCUUUAUAUCUUAUCUCUACCUAUUGUCCCAGAGCUGUUUGUAUUAUUUAGUACACAAAGAUCUGAACCAACAUCUUUGGAUUACACAGAGCGGUCGCGCAAGACUUAUUGAGAAUAUAGAGAUUAUACUUGUACUGUUGUAAUCACAGAAGUGGCCAGAAGUUUAUAUAGUAUGUACCAUCUUGCAACGUCAAGUUAUAUGGGGCUCUGAAUCCUAAGAUGCACAGUUUAUUUUCGCUUGACUUUGUAAGACGGCACGCGGCGUGGCUACGUCGAGGACUACGUUGUAACCGAGUUAGUGACCACUUCCGAGAACGUUAUAUACGUACGGACGUCCUUUUGGUAGAACAAAUCAUAGUUUACGUAAUGUUAUCUUUGCAGAGAUUACCUUGUGUGGAGACUUGUGUAUGGAAGUCAGUUUAAAACUAGAUCAUGUGUCUCCGCUUGUUGACUACACAAUUCAUUUAUUAGGUAUUAAGUUUUGUAAGAUAUGUUCAAUCAGAUCUAUUACAUUAGUAUAUUUUUUGAUAAUUCUGUUUUACUAUAUUCUGUUCGAAAAUUGAGCAAAUAGUUAUUUCUACUCUUUUUCAACAAUUCAAAUGGCAAUAAGAAUGACUUUCUUUAAAGCAUUUUUCAUAUUGUAAUGAGGAAAAAAUAUUUUAAAAAUUUGAAACUUAUGAUUUUGUUUGAGAAUUCAGUGUUAAAAAAUAAAAAGUGGUAUAAUACUUGUAGUAUUUUAGGUUUCCUUCCACAGCUCUGGGAGCUAUUGUUCGUCCAGUCAUAGUGUCAUGUGAGUUGGCGUCCGCCUGUACUACCAGGGCUGCCAACACUUCAUCCAUUUGUUCCCAUCAGUAGGUAGCGUGUCCUAAUUAAGUCUAUUCUAAAGUGAUUCAUAAGUUUUAUUAAAUUUUAAAUUUCAGUGAA
Plodia interpunctella (Indianmeal moth) is the source of this 5436-nucleotide messenger RNA. It is a transcript of the gene CanB, whose product is annotated as calcineurin subunit B type 2. The record is from RefSeq and is a predicted model, not a curated record. The transcript has 6 exons. Gene Ontology annotation, biological process: calcineurin-mediated signaling; protein dephosphorylation. Lineage: Eukaryota; Metazoa; Arthropoda; Insecta; Lepidoptera; Pyralidae. Gene Ontology annotation, cellular component: calcineurin complex. Gene Ontology annotation, molecular function: calcium-dependent protein serine/threonine phosphatase regulator activity; calcium ion binding; phosphatase binding. Bases 169 to 717 code for a protein of 182 amino acids.